GGGCCGCAUACACACACGCGCACGAGCACGAGCAGGAGCACAGAGGGCUACUGCGCCUUUAAGACGCGCAAAACUAACAACCAAAAUCAGCUUCGCUGUUAAUGUGCUAGCGAUGAAUUUACCCGAUAUGGUUUUGUUGAAACUUGUGCUGUUCUUAUACUGCUUAAGCGACACCAAAGGUCAAUAUGGGAGAUCCCUGAGUAAGUACAUUCAACAUUACGAAGGCCUGUCCUACAACACAGACAUCUUGCACAGCAAUCACCAGAGGGCUAAGAGAGCUUUGUCCCAUGAGGACCAGUUUCUCCACCUGAACUUCCAUGCUCAUGGCAGGCAUUUUAACCUGCGGAUGAAGAGAGACACAUCUCUGUUCUCCCCUGAUCUGAGGGUAGAAGUUUCAGGAGAAGAGAUCCCCUAUGACACCUCUCACAUUUACACUGGAGAAAUUUAUGGUGAGAAAGGCACACUGACCCAUGGCUCUGUCGUGGAUGGGAAGUUUGAGGGUUUUAUCAAGAGUCAUCAUGGCACAUACUACGUAGAGCCUUCAGAGAGAUACCUCAAAAACCAGAAUGUGCCUUACCACUCAGUCAUCUACCAUGAGGAUGAUAUCAAUUACCCUCAUAAGUACGGAGCAGAGGGCGGCUGUGCAGACCACUCUGUGUUUGAGAGGAUGAAGAAGUACCAGGCGUCUGCAGUCGAGGAGCCCAGCCAGCAGACGAACCAUGUCCAUGAUGAGGAAAGAGCUGAUGAGCCAGUGAUCCUGAGGAAACGUCGUGCAGCACAGCCAGAGAAAAACACCUGUCAGCUUUACAUCCAGACAGAUCACCUCUUUUAUAAAUACUAUGGCAGCCGAGAGGCUGUGAUCGCUCAGAUUUCCAGUCACGUGAAGGCCAUUGACUCCAUCUAUCAAAGCACUGAUUUCCUAGGCAUCCGCAACAUCAGCUUCAUGGUGAAGAGAAUCAGGAUCAACACCACCGCAGAUGAGAGGGAUCACUCCAACCCUUUCCGGUUUGCCAACAUUGGUGUGGAGAAGUUUUUAGAACUCAAUUCAGAGCAGAAUCACGAUGAGUACUGCCUAGCCUACGUCUUCACAGAUAGAGACUUUGAUGACGGUGUCCUGGGGCUGGCCUGGGUCGGGGCUCCUUCAGGAAGCUCUGGUGGAAUAUGUGAGAAGAAUAAACAGUACUCUGAUGGAAAGAAGAAGUCUUUGAACACUGGCAUAAUUACCGUGCAGAACUACGCUUCACACGUUCCCCCUAAAGUCUCUCACAUUACCUUUGCUCAUGAGGUCGGACAUAAUUUUGGCUCUCCGCAUGACUCAGGUCUUGAGUGCACUCCAGGUGAGUCUAAGACUCAGGAUCAGAAAGAGAGAGGCAACUACAUCAUGUAUGCAAGAGCCACAUCAGGAGACAAGUUCAACAACAACAAGUUCUCUGUCUGCAGCACUCGCAACAUCAGCCAGGUGCUGGAUAAGAAGAGAUUCAGCUGCUUCGUUGAAUCUGGUCAGCCCAUCUGUGGUAAUGGCUUAGUUGAGGGUAAUGAGCAGUGUGACUGUGGCUACAGCGAUCAGUGUAAAGACCAGUGCUGCCAUAGUGCCAAUGCGCCAGAAGGGGUGAAGUGUACACUGAAGGCAGACGCUCGAUGCAGUCCCAGUCAGGGUCCUUGCUGCACACCGGAGUGUACCUUUAAGAUUAGCAAUAUGAAGUGUAGGGAGGAAUCUGAGUGUGCUCUUCAGGGCAUGUGCAAUGGACUCUCCGCCCAAUGCCCCACCUCAACACCCAAAGAAAACUUCACAGCCUGCCACGCAAAUACCCAAGUCUGCCUUAAUGGGGGUUGUUCUGGCUCUAUCUGUCAGAAGUAUGGUCUGGAUGUGUGCACCUGUGCCAGUGAGGAAGGGAAAGAUGACACUGAGCUGUGUCAUGUUUGCUGUAUGGAGAAGGGUCAGCCCAAUACCUGCAGCAGUACUGGCUCAGAGAAAUGGGCAACAUAUUUUAAUAGAAAGAGCACCACGUUACAGCCCGGCUCUCCUUGUAAUGACUUCAAAGGAUACUGUGAUGUCUUUAUGAAGUGUAGGCUGGUGGAUGCUGAUGGUCCCCUGGCCAGGCUUAAGAAGGCCAUCUUCAACCCUGAGCUUUACCAGAGCAUUGCAGAGUGGAUAGUGGAACACUGGUGGGCGGUGCUGUUGAUGGGCAUUGCCCUUAUCAUGCUCAUGGCUGGAUUCAUCAAGAUUUGCAGUGUGCACACACCAAGCAGCAAUCCUAAAUUGCCCCCACCUAAACCACUGCCAGGCACACUUAAGAGAAGAAGAGCCCAGCAACCCACUGCACAGACCCAGCCACAGCGCCACCAUCGGCAACAAAGAGAGAACUAUCAGAUGGGUCAGAUGCGACACUGAGCCGGCCUCCUCAUUGCCUUGGUUCUUCCUAGUGCCUACAGUGGGAAACAUUUCACUCCAAAGAGUUAACUGAAUCAAUCAGUGAGCCCCAUCUACAAACUAAAAAAAACUAUUUACAAACUAAGAAAAAUAAAAUAUACUACAAGGACUAAACUUCAGAAAACAGCAGUUUUUAAGUUGUAAGAAACCACUGUUCUGGGAGCCAGCAAAACUUUUGUUGCAUAGCUCAGAGAAAAAUUCAGAAGCUAGUGACGAGAAGGAAAAGGACAGAAUCACUGAUUUCUGUUACUCUGUUCUUGAGUUCUUUUUCUUUUUCUUUCUCGAGUGACAUGAUAAAGCAUUGCUCUCCCCACUAAAGUUUCGCCCUUUUUAUAUCUUUUUACUUUUUUUUUUAUUUCUUGGAAUUACCACCCUCCUGUGGAGAUUAGCAAAACAGCAUGUCACAUGGGUUUUGGUUUUUUCUGCCAAUCAAGGAAAGUGUGAGCGAGAACUCUUUAAAGAGACUCCUUUUCCAUUGUGUCAUUAAGACGUUUUUAACAAAUACAAGCAAAAGGAUUGCAAUGAAUUCAAGCUUUUAUUUUUAGUUUCUGUGUGCAAUUGUACAGAUAUCACAAUAUACAUUAGGUUUUUUUUUUCAGUCAUUUUUUUCUGAUGUUAGAUAAUGAUAAAUAAGGUUUUGAUUGAUACUCAGGAUAUAAUAAGAGAGCACAGAGAGUUGCUAUUGUCAGAAUGCCUUUUACUAGUCUCACUUUGGUAAAGGAACAUGUUUGUGCAUAGCAUUUUCACCUGGUUUGUUUGCAUGCACUUUUUUCUUGCAAUGCAAAAAACUUUCAUUGAUGUCAGUUGAUGAUAAACAACCACUAAAGAACUGCAGUUUUUCAUUCCAUGCAGGUGAGGGAAUUAAAAUGAGAGAGAGGUUGGGUGAAUUUUUUUUGUUAUUAUUUAAUUGUCACUUGUCGCAAUCUACAGAGAGUCAUUUUAUUCAGCCAGUAAUGAAGCGAUCCCUCUGAGAGAGAGUGAAAUAUGCUGUACACAGGAGACGGACUCAUGUAAACAUAAGCACAACAUCACAGAGAAGGUUUUUUUUUUUUUUUUUUUUGAUACAUAAGAUUCUUUUUUCCAAUAAGAUGUAAGCAACAUUAAAGUGCAGACAAUUAAUAAAAUAGAUUGUAGCUGUUCUUGCCUUGGGUUUUGUGCAUCAGAUGAAAGGAUGGGUUAGAGAGCGACAGCUAAUAGAAGCAAUCUAUAGAGCCUGUAGUCUUUUUACAUGCUAAUCAAUAUUAACACAAAGGAAUUUUUCUUGUCAAUGUUCAUUCAUUACCUCUAUUAUAGUUGAAAAACAAAUUUAAAAUAGAAGGUCCAGAAUAGCACCCUAUAUCAAAACAUGCCUUGUAUUGCCUCUAUAGAUAACUAAUAUAACACACAAAAAUGUACUGUUAGCCAAUUGGUUCAUUUAUUACCAUAAUGGUUUGGUUUUCCUGACUGAGUAGACUAAUUCUCACUAAGAAUCACUUUUGUUUCAUUCCGAAAUAAGUUAGCUGUGUGUCUGAACCAGCCCUGUAAAUUGAAAAAACAGCAUAUUCUAUUUGGCUGGUUUUCCAGACCCUGGUAAAUAUUAUUUUCAGCACAGAAGCACAACUGUGUAAUUUAGUGUAGGUUUAACAUCACUCAGUCCCUGGGACAUUGGAGCAUUCAUUGGCUCUGCCCUCUCCUCAGGUCUGAGAGAACAAAUGUAAAAAAAAAAAAAAAAAUGAAAUAAAAUCCUGAAUGUGCUUAUAAAGUUUUGUUUGCCUCUUAUAAAGGCAGGAGGUUUUGAACCAUAAAUGCAUCAAAUACCUUUAGUCUCCACAUAAAGAUCUUCCGUACUCCAUUUUUGUACCUCAACAAAAAUAUCUGUACUUCUGUUUCAGUUUAUGUUGACAUCAUUUUGUUUUUAAAUGGUGUGACUAGUCCAGUGUCCAGGAGUGUCCAGUGUCCAGAUGUCUACAUCUUCUCAAGCUGUGAUCUUUGAAUCCAUUGAGGAACUGCAUUUCAACAGCAGAUCCUACCAAACACGUUGAUGGUUUGCUUGUAUUUCAGACAAGCAUUCCCAGCUCUCAGUACUUCUUUAGAUCUAAAUCAUGGACUCAUUUCUGUAUGCUGAUGGGAGAGAGGUUUUUAGUGAGUUUUAACUGCUCUGAUUGCAAUUGGCUUCAAACUAGAAAUCAAUUAUUACUGUUAUUCUGUGAUAAAGGAGUUUGGGUGAAUUACGAGGGAGUUUUGGCCAAGGAAUUUUAUUUUGUAGUUUUUUUAUUUUUUUGCUUUAAGUUUAUAAGUUAUGUGCACUGAUACGCAAGCAUGGUGUGUGGAUAAAAUUAUGAAAAACAAGAUGGAGAAAUGUCUAAUGCUACUGUUUGAUUUUAACAUCUGCUGUGUUUUAUACAGAAUCUUUUUCCUUUUUUUCAAUUUUUGUUUUCCUCUUUGUGCUUAAAAAAAUUACUAUAUAUUUAAAAAAAGAAAAAAAAUUAUUGUGCAAAAACCUGUAAUUUUUUUGAAGUACUUGAAAUACAUUAAUAAAAUAGCCUUGAUCAGAA
Messenger RNA from Myxocyprinus asiaticus (Chinese sucker), 4965 nucleotides. RefSeq names its product disintegrin and metalloproteinase domain-containing protein 10-like. The transcript has 16 exons. Gene Ontology annotation, molecular function: metalloendopeptidase activity involved in amyloid precursor protein catabolic process. NCBI's taxonomy places the organism in Eukaryota, Metazoa, Chordata, Actinopteri, Cypriniformes, Catostomidae. Bases 113 to 2392 code for a protein of 759 amino acids. The record is from RefSeq and is a predicted model, not a curated record. Gene Ontology annotation, biological process: Notch signaling pathway; membrane protein ectodomain proteolysis. Gene Ontology annotation, cellular component: plasma membrane; synaptic membrane.